Messenger RNA from Helobdella robusta, 984 nucleotides. RefSeq lists its product as hypothetical. The transcript is spliced from 5 exons. Lineage: Eukaryota; Metazoa; Annelida; Clitellata; Rhynchobdellida; Glossiphoniidae. The record is from RefSeq and is a predicted model, not a curated record. Bases 1 to 984 code for a protein of 327 amino acids.
AUGGCUUUUACAAGCGCCAAGCAAUGUCAAAAACGCGAAGAAACAUGGCGGAACCGUUCUUUUAAAAAUAUAAAUUUGUCUCGCAAGCUGACCUCCUCGUUCAGGGAGCAUCCGAACGUUCCGGAAAGUGCUUGCUCGGUUAACUGGUCCGAAAGUGAAAAUUUAAAAAUAGAAAAGUUUUCUGCUAAAGUUAAUGAGCUGAUAAAAGAGAAUCAAAAGUCCGUUUUAGAUUUGAACUUGAAGAGGAAAGCUCUCAGAAAAAUUUUUGACUCCAUCUGCUUAUCAAUCACUGGCCUCGAUAAAGCUCUCAAAAUAAACGAAGCAAGUCUUAGCAAACGUCUUAAGAGGCCUUACUUUGAAAAGUUCAUACCUGACUGCCCAGAGAGUUACUUGAAUAUUGAGAAUGUGAAAUUGAAAGAUCUGAGAUGUGUUUUGCUCACAUUGAGAGAUGGAGUUACUGAUCAAUUGAAGGUUUUCAACUCAUUACACAUUAGAUUGAAUGAUUUUGUUGAGAAAGUCAAGCUAAGAUCCAAAGUGUUUAAUAAAAGAUUCAAAUAUGAUGUUCAUAAAUGCCAAACACGAGAAUUUUUUUGUCCCUAUUCAUCUGAAAAAUUAGACUUUGAUCAAAAUGAGUUGGACCAUUUGACAAAAUUUUAUUGCCUCUUCAAUGAGGAAUUAAACAUGGUCCUACAGAAAAAUGAAGAAUUUAAGAGGAGAGUUGAAAGUAUUUUACAUGAAACUCUAUCAAACAGAGCAUUCCUCUUCAAAUUUGUUAAUGAAAAAAUUGAGGAAAAAAUGAAAAGUACUCAAAUGAUGAAGAACUGUGCCCAUCUGAAGUCCUACGUUGAAUCUACCGGUAAUUUGUUGAAGCUCACUAAGCAAAAUUCAGAAAAGCUAAAAUUGGACCACUAUUACAAAUUGAAAGCAUUGAGUGUGGAUGAUCAGGUUUUGCACUACAGGAGAGGACUUUGCAAAACGAUUUGA